Messenger RNA from Mus pahari (shrew mouse), 1359 nucleotides. It is a transcript of the gene Abraxas1, whose product is annotated as abraxas 1, BRCA1 A complex subunit. The coding region runs from base 14 to 1237 and encodes 407 amino acids. Gene Ontology annotation, biological process: protein K63-linked deubiquitination; attachment of spindle microtubules to kinetochore; mitotic spindle assembly. Gene Ontology annotation, cellular component: nucleus. Gene Ontology annotation, molecular function: microtubule binding; polyubiquitin modification-dependent protein binding. Lineage: Eukaryota; Metazoa; Chordata; Mammalia; Rodentia; Muridae. The record is from RefSeq and is a predicted model, not a curated record. The transcript has 9 exons.
GUGAGGCGGCGGUAUGGAGGGCGAGAGCACGUUGGGGGUGCUGUCUGGCUUCGUGCUCGGCGCGCUCACCUUCCAUCAUCUCAACACAGACUCAGACACGGAAGGCUUUCUCCUUGGUGAAAUGAAAGGUGAAGCCAAGAAUAGCAUUACUGAUUCACAGAUGGACAAUGUUAAAGUUGUUUAUACAAUUGACAUUCAGAAAUAUAUUCCAUGCUACCGGCUUUUUAGCUUUUAUAAUUCUUUAGGUGAAGUAAACGAACAUGCACUGAAGAAGAAUCUUUCAAAUGUCAAAAAGACUGUGGUGGGUUGGUAUAAAUUCCGUCGUCACUCGGAUCAGAUAAUGACAUUUAGAGAGCAGUUGCUCCACAGAAACUUACAGACACACCUUUCAAGCCCUGAGCUUGUUUUCCUGUUGUUAACACCAAGUAUAACAACAGAAAGCUGCUCCACUCACUGCCUGGAACACGCCUUGUAUAAACCUCAAAGGGGGCUUUUUCAUAGGGUACCAUUGGUGGUUACCAAUCUGGGAAUGUCUGAUCAACUGUGUUAUAAAACAGAAUCUGCUUCCUGUACAUCCACUGUCUUUAGUAGAGCUGUGAGGACACACAGUUCUCAGUUCUUUAAUGAAGAUGGGUCAUUAAAGGAAGUCCAUAAGAUAAAUGAAAUGUAUGCUGCUAUACAAGAAGAGUUAAAGAGUAUAUGCCAAAAAGUUGAACAAAGUGAACGAGAAGUAGAGAAACUAUUGAUGGAUGUAAACCAAUUAAAAGAAGUUAGAAAAAGACAGCAAGCACAGGCUACAGGAGGAGGAGAGAAGAAUGUCCAAAAAAAUCCGCAGGAGAACAUCCUUCUUUGUCAAGCUUUACGAACAUUUUUUCCAGAGUCUGAAGUUCUUCAUUCUUGCGUUAUUUCUUUGAAAAAUAGACAUAUUUCUCCCAGUGGGUGUAACGUUAACCACCAUGUUGAUGUAGUGGAUCAGCUGACCUUAAUGGUAGAGUAUGUGUACAGCCCUGAAGCUAGUCCAGUGCCCACAGCCCAGCUGCGUAAACGGAAGGCUCUAGACACACACGACCAGGGGCCUGUGAAGAGACCACGGCUGCUGGAGACAGAAAGCAGACCUUCUGUGGCAGCAUCCCGCAGCAGGCACCAAGACAAGGCUUCCUCAAGCAACCUAGACAUGGACCCAGAGAUGGGGAGCCCGGAAGAUGACGCUGACUAUCCUCGCUCUCCCACAUUUUAAAUCUUUAGACAACGGUUUAUAAUAGACUGGGGUUUCAGGCACUUGUUUUAUUUUUUACUCUUUGCCUCCUGGAUUAAUACACAGAAAAGUUUAUGUUUUUACUCUAUUCAGCUGUUUGUAAU